CUCGGGUGUGGUCGAGUUGUGUUUAGCUACCAGAAACAUGGCGUCGAGUGAAGAAGGUUCAACGCAUACACGGACAAUACAGAAGAGAGCGAAGAAAACACAAGAUCAGGCAUGUCAGUUCGAUGCAUCGUUACUGGAAGAGGAAAUUGGAACUUGUGAAGCUUGCAACCAGAUUUCUGGUUCUGCAAAUUGUCUGUCCCAACCUCAUGUCAUACAGCUUGACCCAGAUGGGCACAUAGAACGAACAACAGUUAUUCGGGUUGUUACCACAGAUGAUGAUGAAUACAAGGUUACAGAGGCAUCACCAGGCAGAUAUGGAGGACGAUGUAAUGGAACAGACAACACACCAACAGUGAUUGUGUCUCCAGGAGAUCAUUUGAAAGAAGAAUAUAUGAUAGCUGAUGAAGAUUAUGUAGACAGGUCGCACUCGCCUCCUCCAAUUUUGUUUGACGAGACUGAACCUAAUGUAAGCAGUGCUAGAGAAUCUCGAAAAGCUGACAAAACUGAUAAUAUGAAAAGAAGAAGAACCCAUAAGUGUGAUUAUGAAGGGUGCUCUAAAGUUUACACCAAAAGCUCGCACCUCAAGGCUCACAGGCGUACUCACACCGGAGAGAAACCUUAUAAAUGCUCCUGGGAGGGCUGCUCAUGGCGAUUUGCUCGCUCAGAUGAACUUACAAGACACUACAGAAAACACACUGGUGCAAAGCCAUUCAAAUGCUCUCACUGUGACAGGUGCUUUUCAAGGUCAGAUCACCUGUCACUUCACAUGAAGCGGCACUGAAUUGGUUUCCAAAAUGACUUCUCAGAAAAUAACUUUUGAAUGGAAACUGCCGUGAUGACCAUCAUGUUUGGCAGUUUGGAACUCAACUGUUCCACAUCAUAUCACAUCAGAGAAGAAUCUACAGUGUCUUCUGAUUUUAGCUGUUCUUUUAUCACCCAACUCGAGUAGUACUGUUUCAAAUUUGUAAACAUGGGAAAGAUUUGUACUGUCAAAGGCAAUGGAGAUUGUGUAUCUUAUGAAUUUGAGUCUACCUGCUAGUGCUCACUGUAGCAGUUAAUAAGUAGAGCUGUUCAUGCUAAGGGAGCAAAAAUACAUUGCACAAGUAGUUCUGUGGAGUCUCAUUAAUGAAGUCAGGAAGGAAUGUCCAGUUCAUGAGUAUUGGAAGAAAGCAAGAAUUACUGAACUUUCAGCAUUUAACCUAUGGCUCCCUUGGAAUCAAACAUCAUAGCUUCAAGACAUCCAUUUAGAAAGUUGGCAAGUUGUGGUUGCUGGGAACAUUCUGUCAAGAAGUUUGGGGAACCUGUGCUACAUACUAGGUAAACCAUUCAUUUGAUAAUGUCUUCUCUUUUUGCAUUUUAAUCCCUUAGUCAUAGCGGUGAUAAGCAUAGAAAAUCUCCUCACCAUAUCAUGAACGUAGCUCAUUAGAAGCAAUACAAAGAUCUGAGUGUGUGGUUUCUCUGAUCGAUCAGAGACGUCUAGUAGUUCUUUGUAGGGCUUGUUGAUACAUGGAAUGAAUCUUUCACAUAUGUUCCAUGAGAAAAAGAAAGUGUUUGUACCUGAAGAAGAGCAUCUAGUGAAUUCUUAGGCUGUGCGUUUUUGAGCAGAAGUCUAUUGUAAAUUAUUGACAUGCAAAUAUGUUUGGUGGAAAUGAAAUACCACAGUAAAAAAUGUGACACUAGUAACUAGAAAGCAUGUAGUUGCCAUUAGAGAGGAGUGCAUUCAUCAACAUGAAGUGUAAGAAAAGUGUACAUAGGAUAAAAUUUUAAAUUAUUAGUUAACAUUAUAAGUUUUUUGUUAUGUUUAUUUACUGUGUUAAAUUUCAAUUUCUGGACUCAUUUUAGUUUUUGAAAAUCCACCUCCUUGGCCAAAAGUAGCAACUGUUUUGGGUUGUGUAGAGAAAACCUGUAACAAUAGAGGAUAUAAGCAUUAUUAUUAUGGUUUGUAAAUGCUUUAAAGAAUUACUAACUGAGGAAUGUAUCUUUAUAUUAAUAACUGGAUUUAUGGAAACGUGGUUAAAGAAAAGUGCGUUCUUUUGCACUGGGUGAGCUACAAAUUUGGAUUUUAGCCCAGAAAGCUCAAAAAUUGCUCCAAGUGCCCAAAAAGAGAAAAGUAGAAAAAGGAAGAUAAGGUUGUGGAGGAAAAAAAAAGGGCUGACAUUCCUUUGAACUUUUAUAUUGUCUGCAUUUACUCCAAGUGAAAUUUUCUUUAACAUGGUUUUCACAAGUCCAGACAUACAGUAAUUAUUACAUUCGUAAGGACAAGGGUUUUUUUUGUUUUGUUUUGCUUUUUUUUUUUGCGAUCUUUUGUUAUCAGAUUUAAUGUAUAUAUUAGAUUCAUACGUGUAUGCAUUUUAGCAUUGGGGCUUAUGGCAAUAAGCUUUUAAACUUUGCAGUCUCUUUCUUGUCUUGAAAACAUGCAGUUUGGGUUUACAGCAAUCAGUAGCUUGAUUUCAAAUGUUGUGAAGUCAAGACGUGAACCAAAAGUGGCAUAAAACUUCCAUCAAUCAUAAUUAAACACACAGCCAAAGAUUUGUGAUUGAUGUAAGUGUGCAGUGAUAGGCGUGUCUGAUACUCUGGGGACUGUGGAUUUUAUAGUCGGACUCAUGGACUCUAUCCUCCACUUCCUUGUUGGUCAAUUGAAGUUUGGAGGAAAUUCAAAUUACAGAAAUACUGUGAGAGAUGAUACUAUCUUUUUGAGGGAAGGGCAGGGGUGUGGGGUAGCCUAGUCAAAGUGAUAAGACUUAAAUUAGUUUUCUGGGUAAAUCAGCAUGGUUAUGGUUCAGGUAACCCUGAUAUUUCUUUGCACCCUUGAUAUGUCCACAGCAAUUUGUGUGGGAAUGUUGUUUACAUUUGCCAACAUCAUGUGGUCAUAAUUUUGUCAUCAGGUUACUGAUUGGAGAGACACUUUAAGUUUAGUGGCUAAGCAAUUUAUUUAAGUGUACACGUCAUGGCUGGGAAUGUAAUAGUUACCUGUUGUUAAAGCUUGCUUUAGAGCACCGUGCACAAAGUGUGUUUAAAACAUGAAAUGGCGAAAUGUCAACAUGUUACAACGGUUAGCCUAAAUAACACUCUGGUUAGCCUGAAUAGUGCUCAGGUUAGCCUUAAUAUCACUGACUUGAAGGUGGGUAGCUCUCAGUAGUUGUAUGGGUAAACCUUAUCCUGUAUUGUUUAAGUGCUGUUUUUUCAUUUCAUCGUUUUGCCAGCUUGUACUUUAAACACGCCCCUGUGCACACUGUGUGCUUAAAUCAGUGUUGAACAUUUUAUUAAUUUAUUUUGGUACACAAACUAUCAAUUUUUAAAGAACAUUAACUAAAGGUGCUUUUACCAGACUAGGAGUUCAUUGCAUGUAUCCCCUUCUUCUUAAUCAAUGCAAAAUAUGUUAAGUUGUUCAGCUUUAAACACAGCUGUUAUUUUCUCGUAGUGAGUAUUAUUACUAUCAGAGCUGCUGUCCUGGUGUGUAGCAGUGCUUCAAAUGUAGUUUUUGUGUUUUGGGCAGGACUGCAAAUGAGCGUGUACUUAGGGAAGGCUUGUACAUUCACGAGAAGUGCUAAUAAGUGGGAGUAUAACUGUAGUUGUAUAGUUAACAACACAAAGGCAAAUGGAAUCAAGGAUUAUCAUGUAUGUUUUCAGAAAUUUUUGGAAUGUAACAAGAAUUAUUUGCAAAUUUGGAAAGACAAGUGAUGCUAAUAUUCUAAAUUUUACGAGGAAAUCUGUGGCUAUUCUUUUUGGCGAAAUUACGCUGAUGAACACAAGCAGAGGCUCUCUUCAAAUAAAUAUUCAACAAUCAAAUAUUUUUGAAUUGUUCCUUGAUCUAGUUUCAAUUUGAUUGAAUAUCCAGCCAUGGCUGUUGUGUUUUUAUAUGAAUUGCUUUGUUGGGCAAGGCUGUUGCUAAAAAGAUGCAUUAGUUUUAGUUCUGUUUCUAUAAUGUAUCUUCAGGUAAAACAGAAUGCAACGCCUAAGUACCAGUCUAUUUCGGACAACCUUCUUUACUGCAUCAGAAAUUUUAAAAGGUAAUUUUGUUUAAAGUGUUGCCAGAUGGUUAACUUGCAGAACUUAACUGAACAUGCCAUUGUUUUUAGUUGACUAGCCUUACCCAAGAUCACAUUUAUCACUGCUUUUUUAUAAGCUAUACUGAUAUGUUUUUAUGCCUUUGGCAUCCUUAUUUUAUCUUGCAUUCCGUUAACCUGUUAUAUUGGCUAAAUUGUUUUUAGCCUAAGAAUAAUUGCAUUACACUGCCAUUUUAAUAAUGGCAUCAAGGCUUUUUUGCUGUAAUAUUGGGUGACUUUUUUUUCGUUUUUGUGGGGUCCCCUUUACUGUUUAUAUUAUGUGUGAUUGGGGUUUUUGGUUUAAAACUGAGGCCUGUGCUCAGUAAGGUAAUUACGUGUGGUUCAACUAUAUAACUAUUUAACUUGAAAUUAAAUUUGCAUGAAUUUUUUCAAGAGGCAUAGGGGACCCUCGGCAUACCUCACUAUCUGCAAAACUUAAUCAGAUGUUUAUAGUGCAUGUCGUUCACUUGAGUCUGAAAACAUGGAAAGAACUUUUUGUUAUGCAACAAUCUUAUCGUCACGCAACACUUCCUUCUGUGAAGAACUGCGUGACGAGUUAAAGAGCAUGAGUAAAAUUUGUACAGUGCUUUAGUUUAGCCUUGAAAAACUUUGAAGCUAGUAAUUAUUAUGAGAAGGCCAGUAGACCAUGCACUCUGUGAGUGUCUGGUGAACGUUUGCGUCAGAUUAUUUUUCAGGUGCAAAUUGCCUGGUGCAAUUAACCUGCUUAUAAUAAUAUAACAGAAUGAAAAUAGAAGUUGAACUUAAA
Orbicella faveolata is the source of this 4812-nucleotide messenger RNA. RefSeq lists its product as uncharacterized. Gene Ontology annotation, biological process: regulation of transcription by RNA polymerase II. The record is from RefSeq and is a predicted model, not a curated record. NCBI's taxonomy places the organism in Eukaryota, Metazoa, Cnidaria, Anthozoa, Scleractinia, Merulinidae. Gene Ontology annotation, molecular function: RNA polymerase II cis-regulatory region sequence-specific DNA binding; DNA-binding transcription factor activity, RNA polymerase II-specific.